Oryza brachyantha (malo sina) is the source of this 3333-nucleotide messenger RNA. Its product is annotated as dentin sialophosphoprotein-like. The record is from RefSeq and is a predicted model, not a curated record. Bases 243 to 2828 code for a protein of 861 amino acids. The transcript has 3 exons. NCBI's taxonomy places the organism in Eukaryota, Viridiplantae, Streptophyta, Magnoliopsida, Poales, Poaceae.
UAACGAGGAUACCUGUAAUUUUGGUUAGGUUCACCGGCGAGACGACGAGAGGAGAGGAGACAGCAGAGUAUCAGAGAGUUCAGAGAGGAGGACAGCACCAACCAAACCCUGCAUCCAAACUGCCCCUAAACAACUACGAGUAGUACGCAACGCGGCCCAGGUCGCGAGAUCUGGAUUGAUUCUGAACCACGCCGGCGCCGCGGCCGCGCCGCGCCGCUGCUCUUCCCCCUCCCCCGCCGCCGAUGGAGAUCCCCACGGACGCCAUCCACCGCCUGCGAGCCUCCUUACGCGAGUCCGCCCCCACCGCCGCCUCCGCUCCUCCCCCGCCCUUCCCCGCCGUCCCCGACGCCGUCGCGGCCUUCGACGCCCGCGCCGAGGGCCCCUCCGCGCUCCGGUGCGCCCGCUGUGGGGCCGCGGGGGGCCUCCUCCGCGGCGCGGCCUCCGCCGUGUGCGUCUACUGCGGGCGCCCCAGGCGGGAGGAGUGCGGCGGGAUUGCCUUCCGCGGCAGUGAGGCCUACCGGUGGCUGCUCGGAUCGCUCGGGCUGGACGGAUCCGAGCUUGUAGAAUUUGAAAAUGAGUCUACUGAUUCAAGUAAAACCAAGGAAGCACCGAAGAAUGGGAUGGUCUUAUCUGAUCUACUGGACCUUAAACUGAGUUUCCCUCCUGAGAAUAAGGAAACACAUGAAAAUACCAAAAGCAAUGAACAGUCAUCAUCUGCAUAUACACUAAAUUUGUCUGGUGUUAACCUAGACUCAUUUUUCGCUGAAAGAAUGGAGAACACAACCGCCAUGGUGGUUCCUACUCAAACACAUACUGUGGUGCAGGAAAAGCAAAGCACAAAUAGCAGAAGUCAUGGUUCUUCCAGCUUGGAGGUGCACUCUAAAGUCAUUUACUCAACUGGAAUGAAAACAAGUUCCCAAAACACAAAUCAAAUAGAAGUUACUCCAGCAUUUGCAAAUUGGGAUGCUGACUUUCAGUCUGUUAGUUCAGAAGAUGUCAGCAAAGACUCCAAGAAAGCUAACCUAUUUAACAGUGCUUUGACUGUCAAGACUUCUAAUUUUCCAGCACCUGUAACUUCCAUCAACCCAGUAAUACCUAGUGGUAAUGAAACAGAUAUGAAAAGUAUGAAGCUUGAAGAUUCGAAAGAUUUGGCUUCAGCAAGUGGCAGGUUAGUUAAGGAUGAAAGUAACAGUGGAAUAUUUCCUGAGAACAGUUCUGCUGAGCUAAAUGAAUCCUCCCUUAGCAAGAGUUCAAUGCAGAGUGAUCAAUUGCCUGUAAGGGGUGAUACUGGAGCCAGUAUAGAUGAAGCUUUUGACGACUGGCAAGAACUUUCUGGUGGAAAUGAGGGAAGCCUGUCAAAUUCAGGAGAACAUAUGGAGGGGCCUAUAGAGAGCAAUCCUUCUGAAAUAAAAACCAAAGAUACCUGGCUGGUUAGUAGCAUGGAAUCAUGCAAUAAUGUUAGUGAUGAAUCUGCUGAUGACUGGCAAGCUUUUACCUCCAGCUCUGGUCAAGGAGGAGAUUUGAUGAAGCCAAUAGAAGGACCAGAUGCUGGUCAAGGAGGAGGUUUGGUUAAACCAGUUGGAGAAACAACUAGCAUCUCAUUGGAACAUUAUUCAGAAGCUAAUCCUGUUGAUUUGUGGCCUGUGGACAAUAUUAAAGAGCUUCAUAAUACAGAGGUGCUGAAGGAAACUAAUGAUUCUUUCGAUGAUUGGCAAGAUUUUACAACCUCUGGUCAAGCACAAAGUGCAUCACAUAAUCAAGUUGGAGGCAUGAUGGAAGUCUCACAUGCCACUCAGAAAGAAACAGAUGAUGACUCAUGGUUCACAGCAGAUGUUAGAGGAGAAAGAAAUAAUGAUUUACUGAAUUCAAGUAAUGUUGUGCUGGAUGAUGUGCAAGGCUUAUCUGGUUCAGAUCUAGCACAGCAAAGUUCAUUGAACAUAAGUGGAGAAAUGAUGAAUAUUUCAUUUGGGCAGCAUGAAGUAACUGAUACAUCGCAAUCAUGGAUGGAUAGCAGCAAUAGCAUGGGUACAAAUAUGGCCACAACAAAUACUGAAGACAAUUCAUUUGACAUUUGGCAAGAUUUUACCACAUUGGGUCAUCAAAAAGAAAACUUUUCUAAAUUUGAGAGAGAAACAACUACCACAUCAUCAGAGCCAGCUAAACAAUCUGAUCCAAUGGAUUUGUGGCUAACCAGCAAUGCCCAGGAAUCUAAUAGCAGCAAAGAUGCUAAUAGAAUUGAUGACUCUGGUGGAUGGCAGGAUUUUGCUAAUUUUGGUCAAAUACAGAGUACAAGUUUUCCUGGGGUAGGACACUCCUUGAAAGAUUCUUCAGGAGCCGAACCUUUGGAUUUAUGGGCCUCAACCAAUGCUGCUGAACUUAAGAACCAUGAACAGACAACUGAAGAUAGUGACCCAUUUGAUGACUGGCAGGAUUUCAAGAACUCACGCCCACUGGAUACAAACUUGCAAGUUCCACCAGAUGCUUCAAUAUUCGAUAAUCCUUCAGUAGUGAAGCCUGAUGUUCUACAAGGACUGGAAUUUGGGAGCUUUGCACAGUUAAUUCCAUCCCAAAGCCAAAUAGAUAAUAAGGACAAUUCUAACGAAGCAAAUACAGUUUCAUCUGAUGAGCACUUGGGAAGGAUGAAAGGCGAUGUCGAUUCGCUGUCUUCAAUUUGGCCAACUACAAGUCAUGACACCCAAUCUGUUUCAAAACCUGAGUCAGUUGAUGCAAACGUAGAGAGACUUCUGUCACAGAUGCACGAUCUAUCCUUUAUGCUCAAAGUUGAACUGUCGAUCCCUGAUAAACCUGUAGAUCAUUCUAAGCCUUGAAACCAUGUGCGCUUUGCUACGUUCUGCCAAGGUUCACCGAUGUUGGAGUUCCAGCCUUUUGCUUGUGGAACCUAACAUGGGAAAUAGCUCGCUGAUGUAAGUGAAGUGGCAGGCAAUCUUGUUCUCACUUUUGCAACAGCCCUUCUUUUGAAACCUACGUCACUGCAUUGACUGGCAGAGAUAUGUAUUGGUAUUCUCUGUUGUUUGCAUUGGUUAGCAGAGAAAUGCAGCACCUUGCUCCUUGCUCCUCGCUUCAGAUUCAGAUCCUAAAAAUUGAUUACUGCUUCAUUGAGGCGAGCGACGCAUUGUUGUUUCUGCAAUGUGUAUGUAUGUACCAAUUCACGGCAUGUAUAAAUCGUGUAUGAAACACAAAAAAUGAGCUGUUCAAUUCAUUUUCCCCCCUCUCCUGUAAGAUCGUUGAGUAUUAACAUUACUUUUGUUGACCUUGUUACACCUUACCUUUAAUGUUUGCAGCUGACAUCUUGCACCUUGUCGGCAUCGUCAU